Molecule: messenger RNA, 1729 nt
Organism: Rhopalosiphum maidis (corn leaf aphid)
Lineage: Eukaryota; Metazoa; Arthropoda; Insecta; Hemiptera; Aphididae
Exons: 10
Coding region: 1-1302 (433 amino acids)
Biological process (GO): sensory perception of taste
Cellular component (GO): neuronal cell body; axon; membrane
Source: RefSeq, a predicted model, not a curated record
AUGAAAGUCGAUUCAUACAUCGUGUUUAAGAGUUUUUCCGUGCCCUAUUACUAUUCAAUAUCGUUUGGAUGGAUGCCUAUCCGUAUACCAAAGAAUGACAGUGAAAUGAUUAUUAACAAGAGUCUGUGGAGUAUACCUGGAUUAAUUUUUUCGUUGUGUUACAUUAUAUUACUUAUAGUUUCUGGAAGUACUACACGAGAAUUAAGGAACGCAAUCAAGUACCAAGGAAACAGAACUUUGAGCAAUUUAACGAUUCAUGAUCGUAUACAGAUAGUUGUUGGACCGAUGUUCAUAAUAUCUUUGUGGUUGAAUCAAACAAUUAUCAUAAUUAUAUACAUAUUGAUGCCAUUUCAUUUGAAAGGUCUAAGAAAAGUUUUCGAGCUCUUUAACACAUUUUUCAAAUGCCAUGGCUCGAUUAUAGGAGACAAAAAUAUUAUUAACAUGAUUGCACGCAACACUAACAUAGAAUCCAUUAUGAUGAUCAUAAUGAACACAGUCCUGUCGAUUGUAUCAGUUACGACGAGUUUCAAUAGGAUUAGACUGUCGUUUGCUUGGAAACUGUUUAUCAUGAUCGACAACGUUAUCCACAAACUUGAAGCGCUUUCACUAUGUAUCCAAUUUUGGUGUAUGUGUUCAAUGUUAGCAAAAUGUUUUAAGUGUCUCAACGUAUCGUUGGACAGGCUUCGAGUCCGAAAAAACCAGGUGACAAUACGCCCACCGGGUUUAUUUACGAUGUCAGACCGGUUGACACUGCCGACCAACAUGGUAAUGCACCUCCGGAAGUUGAACCGAGCGCACACUGACCUCUGUUUCAUUCUCGAUCGCAUAAAUGAUGUUUAUCAGGUGCUGAUCCUUUUGAGCAUCAUCACUUGUAUACUGAACAUGCUGCCCCAUUUAUUCGUCUUAGGCAUCAUCAUGGCAUAUUCAAAUUUUAGAAUUACACCACAAAUAUCCAUGGUUAUAUGGCCGCUGCAUUACAUGAUAAGAGUAUAUAUUUUAUGCAAAGCCGCUUCACUUGCGUCCAACGAAGCCAGACGGACGAAAAUUAUUCUCAACACUGCAUUUGACAAACGUUUGACCGAUGACGAAAAAAAAGGAAUAAAACGUUUCUUGGAAAGGAUUGAUAAUAAGAAAAUAAGAUUUUCUUUAUAUGGCCUGAGUUAUUUGGAUGACGAAUAUUUCUUAUCAAGUGUAAUGGCAGUGGGAGGGUACCUAGUGAUCAUCAUCCAAUCGUACAUGACGGUCAUCGAAGAACAAUAUCCAAUUUAUGAUCGUCCGAGCGCAGACAAAUUUGACGAAUGAACCAACAAGCGCAAUUCUACAUUAUAUUUAUUUAUUUCACAGUUUAUAAUUUUCUUAUACGGCUCACGUAGUAUAUAUAUAGCACACAGUACAGUCAAUAUUACACAACGAUACUAUAUUGUAAAUUGUUCGAUAUUGCUAUUAAUCCUUAUUUGCACGAGAAAUGAAAGUUGGGAUUUUAUAAAAGCUACGUUAAUUUGAUUGAAUAUAUUUAUUCACUUUGAUUGACUUGACAAUGUAUACAUGGGGAUGGGGUUAGAUUGAUUUAAUCGAUAACAAAAUGUUUUCUUAUGUGUAUACGCAUACAUUCUACGAAUAACAAAUUAUAUUAUAGAAAAACGUUAUGCAUAAAAUAAAAACAAAUAAAAAUAAUAAAAUAAUAGUAUUCUUUGUUGUACGCCUUAUGGCUCGCGCGUAUACAAUUCAA